UCUGCCUGAAUCCGCGGAAACCAACAACCGAGAGUAUUUUAUUUACUUAGCUAGCGAACCAUCUGUCAACUUCUAUUCCUCCAUUCCUCCUCUUUACUGUCAAACCGACACCGGGGCGAUGUCGGAGUCUUACGAUUUCCUGUUUAAGUUCCUGGUGAUUGGAAAUGCUGGAACAGGCAAAUCCUGUCUGCUGCACCAGUUCAUUGAGAAGAGAUUUAAAGAUGAAUCCAACCACACAAUCGGAGUUGAGUUUGGCUCAAAGAUCAUCAGCGUGGUCAAUAAAACGGUCAAACUGCAGAUUUGGGAUACUGCAGGACAAGAAAGGUUCAGGUCUGUAACCAGGAGUUACUACAGAGGAGCAGCAGGAGCCCUGUUGGUCUAUGAUAUCACCAGUCGAGAGACGUACAAUGCUCUGACCACAUGGCUGAGCGAUGCCAGGAUGCUUGCCAGUCAGAACAUUGUCAUCAUCCUGUGUGGGAACAAGAAAGACCUGGACUCUGACAGAGAGGUCACGUUCCUGGAGGCGUCGCGUUUUGCUCAGGAGAACGAGCUGAUGUUCCUGGAGACCAGUGCUCUAACAGGGGAGAACGUUGAAGAGGCUUUUGUCCAGUGCGCUCGGAAAAUUCUCAACAAGAUUGAGUCAGGAGAGCUGGAUCCAGAGAGGAUGGGCUCAGGUAUCCAGUAUGGCGAUGCUGCGUUACGACAGCUCCGCUCCCCUCGUCGUGCUCAGCCGCAGGGCACCCAGGAGUGUGGCUGCUAGUGGGCCUGCCCUGUAACAUACACACACAAGUGUAGUUUAGUGUGGUUCAGACAGGUUCAUGAAGAGCAGGCGAAGAACAGCAACGAGGAACCAUAAAGUUCCGGGUUCAUGUUGCGGUGCUGGUGACUCCUCUCUGACCUUUGACCUUCGUACGGACCUUUGAGAUUAUUCAGAACCUUCGUUAUCAUGGCCCGAACCUGCAAGAGAUCCACGCCCCUUUAAGACCUCUGAGCAUCUCCAAGGUAACCAGAGUCCAUCACCUCCCACAACCUGCUCCACUUUUGGGCCAAACCCCUCAUCCAGCUCUCUAAUCAGUAUGUGAACUACUCACAUAUUUCUCCCUCCCCUAACUGUCUACUGAUCCACCCUCACCUCCUUUCCUCCCAAUGGACCACACUGUUGUCAUCUCAUAGUAAAGGAAAUGUCUUUUAUUUGUGUUUAGGGGCACGUAUUUAAAAUAUUAACUUUAAAGCCGUUGGCACCUCCUGGCUUUAGCUUCAUACUCACCACAAACACAUGAACUGUCGACAAUCCUCAGAAAACACAUAAAAAAAACAGUUGAACUAUUCAAACUACUGCUCUGAUAGCUUGUCUACGUCCUGCAGCUUGUCUACGUCCUGCCCACCUUUAUUCAUACAUUUUGCACUUCCUGUAUGCUCAUUUCACUUCCCUUCUUCUGUACUUUCUCUCCCACUAUAGUUCCCACUGGCAACAGAGGACACAAUACAUGUCAUCAGUUUACUUAUCCUCAUGCCCUCCAUGCCUACCUUUCUUGCUAUUUUGGUUACUUCCCAUGAUGCUCUCUGUUACCUCUCUCUGCCCCUCUCUCCUCCUGUCUCCCUGCAGCAUCUUACACACUGUGCAGUUUUUCUGUAAAUAGAGAUUGACGCAUGUUUUCUCAAACAGAAUAUCAGAGUAUUUCAUUAUGAAGAGAUAUUAUAUGUAUAUGAAGUUAGAUAUCAUACCCAGUAUUGGGUUUAUGCACCACUGUAUUAUUAUCAUGAUACUCCACAUUACACUGGGUAUACACUUGGACAGGACUGUUUGCAGCAUUUAUGUUUAUUUGUAAAUGAGACAUGUUGACCUGGAUUACAUUAUGGACAAACAUGUUUAUGUGUAAAAAAAAAAAAAAAUCAGUUUUAACUUCAAACUCAUAGAUUAUUCAGAAAACAGACAAAUGCAACCUGAAAUGUUCUGAGCAAUUGGUUUUCUAUUUCAUUUCAUAUAAAUAAUUUAUACUGCAAAAAAAAAAAGUCCACUAUUAAUUCUUAAUAGCAUAUUUAAUAUUGAACUGUUAAAUGACAGUGUAACACCAAAGGAUUCCGGUUAUGACUAGAAAUGUUCUGAUACCAUUUUUCAUUCCCGAUACUGAUUCCACCACCUGGACUUUGUGAAUCAUCCAAUACUGAGAACAGAUCUGAUACCAGCGCAUUUAAAAACCAAAUGAAAUGAAUGUAAAAAUGUAGGCGAAUAGCGCUGCAAAUAGCAACAAACACUCCAAGUUAGAGAUCUCUGAUGUUUUUAUGAGAUGGGUCAAACUUUUUGUGGGUCAUUAUAAAUCUGUGGUGGGACAAAUUAGAAUAUGGUGGGCCACUAAAGUCUAUAUAAGUAAUAGGAAACACUGAUUACAACACAAUUAUUUUCUUAAAUAGCUGUUAAAGUGCAGCCACACUUUAUAAUAAUAAAUGAGUUUUUUUUAAGUAGAACACUUCCUGAAACUGAAGUCUUGCAUAUGGUACAUAUCAACAUUUUACUUGUGGGACUUUCCAGUGUGUAUUACUGCCAAAUUGCUGACAUUUUAGCUUUCUCUGGCUGCACUAAUGGAAAACCUAGUUGCAGCAAAGCGUAAGUGUUGUUUUGGGGCAGUAAAGAAAUCAUUAUUUCUGAGAGAAGAAAAUUACAGUUUUAUCUGGGUGAUAUUAAUCUCUUUAAAGACCUGGUAUCAGACUGUUCAGAGAUUUUUACUCUCACUGAUUCCCGACUCAUCAUUUUUGGCAGUAUCGGAGACAUUUCAGAUCCUGGUGUCGGUUUUAACAUUUCUUCUUUUGACUAAUGACUGAUCUGCUACAAUGACACAGAAAAUGCCUGUUUACAUGGAUGCAUGAUAGGUUGCUGCUAGCUGUCAGGAAAUACUAACUGAAUGAUUUUAGCAGGGGUGUGGAUUUAUGUGUGCUUGACUAUUAUUUGUCUCCAAAGAUACUUUAUGUCUCAUAUUUCAAACUUAAAAACAGUUUUAACACAAAGCUCUCAACAAAAAAACAGAGGCGUCUUUUGCAUAACUGUAUCCAAGCGUUACAUAUAUUUGUUGUUUUUGUCUUUUAUAUGUAGAAUGUAUUUUACUUUUAAAUGUAGUUGACUUCAAACAGUACAAGUAUAUUUCAGAAUAUCCUGGAGUGUUUGAUUGUGGUUUUGGCUGCUCCACUGCAGGUUGCCGUCUUGUGUCUAUGUCAUCAAGUCCUUUGUUUAAAUUCAUGUACGUCCGUUUUUCUCUUGUCAUUAUGAAUAUCAUGGAUUUUUAAUUUAUUGUGUAUGAUAAAAGCAUAUGUUUUUAAAAUAAAAAAAGACUAUAAAUAAAGCAUCUUUC
Molecule: messenger RNA, 3344 nt
Organism: Paralichthys olivaceus (Japanese flounder)
Lineage: Eukaryota; Metazoa; Chordata; Actinopteri; Pleuronectiformes; Paralichthyidae
Gene: rab4a
Product: RAB4a, member RAS oncogene family
Biological process (GO): vesicle-mediated transport; Rab protein signal transduction; regulation of endocytosis
Cellular component (GO): plasma membrane; insulin-responsive compartment; recycling endosome
Molecular function (GO): GTPase activity; GTP binding
Source: RefSeq, a predicted model, not a curated record